AUCUCGACUUAUCUCUAGCCUCUACCUAACUUCCCGUCUCUGCUUUACACAAAAUCUGGCCAUGUCUUUACCCAGUUCAUCCCUUGCUAAGCCAGUGGUGGAGAGCAGCCCAGAGGCCCAAGGUGGCCUGGGUGCUGACAAACAUGAGAGAGCUGAGGGAGCAGAGGAAGCAAAGAAAACCCUGUGGCCUGCACACCCGGGUUUGCCUCCUGCAGGCACCACAGCAUCCCUGUCUGGUGAGGAGGGCCAGUCCUCCAGUGGGGAAGUGGGAACUCAGGAAUGCCUGGCAUCUGAGCCUCCUCAGUGGGAAGAGGGUAAGGCAGAGGAGAAGGCAGUAGUGGAGUCAGAGGAAAAGGCAGCAGUAGAGUCUGACCAGGAAGAGCGUCUCAUUCCUCUCUCACAGAUGAUCCCAUACAUCUCCUGUUUUAUUUGCAAAGGCUACUUAAUAGAUGCGGCAACCAUUACAGAAUGUCUUCAUACUUUCUGUAAAAGCUGCAUCGUAAAACAUUUUGAGCACAGCAACAGAUGUCCAAAGUGCAACAUUAUAGUGCACCAGGCCAAACCUCAUAAAAACUUGAGGAUGGAUCCACAAUUACAAAGCAUAGUAUACAAAUUAGUGGCAGGUCUAGAGGAAAAUGAAAAAAAGCAGAGGCGUGAAUUUAAUAAAGAACAUUGUCUGGGACCACCAGAACCCGCUGCUGUUCCACAGCCAGGCCAUUCAAGUGAAGAGAACACUAAGGAAGUUGUGGAAUAG
Mus musculus (house mouse) is the source of this 754-nucleotide messenger RNA. RefSeq names its product predicted pseudogene 378 (gene Gm378). Lineage: Eukaryota; Metazoa; Chordata; Mammalia; Rodentia; Muridae. Bases 62 to 754 code for a protein of 230 amino acids. The transcript has a single exon. The record is from RefSeq and is a predicted model, not a curated record.